UCAUAAUGUCAAAUGGAUAGUAAGUAACUCUUCAUUCAGAGUUUGUUUAAUGUGCAUAUAUUGAUGAAGGAAUAUAUCUACAGUGAAUACAGUCAGUCUUAAUAAUUAGAGGAUAUUAUGUACAUGUUUUCUAUGAUAGGCAAUAAUAUACAGCAGUUGUAUUCGAUUUGGUUUACGCUGUUGUCUUACCAAAAUUGUUUAGAGAUCUCAAAUGACUGACAUAACUGGCUGAGUGUGAUGACUUAUGUACAGAAACUGCUGUUAGUAGGGGAAAGAGGUUGAAUCAAGUAAUGCUUAGGGUGUGAGGGGUCUGUAAUGGUUUUCCUUGCCCCUGUUUCUUGACUUUGAAGGUGUACAAGUCGAUAUGGCCCCAGUUAUAUUUUCUGCAGACUUAACUGUCUGUUUAAGCCUGUUCCUGUCUAGACCUUACCAUGAGUGAUGUGCAGAGGACAAACUCAGUAACAGCACUAUAGAACAGGAUCAACAGCUAAUUCUCAUCACUGACACAGGGAGUAACUUUGUACUUGUAAUGGAGUCUAUGUAACAGUGCCACUUCUGUUCCUGGGAGAUCCCAGAAUGUUGCUCGUUUCCACAGCCAGCAUAUUACUGUUGAGUAUGGUGAGCUGGGGGAGUGUGUGUGUGUGUGUGUGUGAAGUCCACUGUCAUCUCCACAUUUACAAUAUACUUGUAUCAAGCUUCAAAGCAGUGUAAUUCAAUACAAUACAGCACUGUCUGAAAAUAGUUAAAUCAUUGUGUCAGCAGAAUUACCAUGAAAAAUUAUUAAAAUUAAGCGCUGACCUUACAAAGGCAAUUCAUUGCAAAAGCAUUGUAUAGAACUACAGUACAUUGCUCAAGUGUCACUUUUACUGUGUCCAUCCUGUUCUUCUUACAACAUAGAUGGUAUUCUUAUAAUAUUAAGUUAGGACAACCUUAUUUUGCUUUGCCCUCCCUUGGUCACGUGUGGUGCAAGAUAAUAUUAAACAUUUAGAAUGCAGUUGUGUUAUUGCAGAUUGCACUGUCCGCUGUUGUAAUUAUCCUCUCAGUCUCUUGGUGACGCUCUUUUAUAAUGCCUGACUCAUGGAUGCUAUGGCGUGUCUCCUAUCUGUGUCAGUGGAACUGGAGUAUUGGGUUAGAGCCGAGGGCUGUGUAUGCAUGAAUGUUUGUGUUUGUGUGGAUGUGUAUGAGGGAGAGAAGGAGAGGGAGAGUGGGUUAGAGAGAGAGAGUGAGGUCGAGAGAGAGAAGGAGAGAGAGGUAGAGAAAGAGAGGGAAAGAGAGAGCCGUGGUGAAAAGGGGAUAGAGAGAGGAAUCCAAGCUGACGGCUUCCCUAAUAGAGCAUGAGUAACUCAGCUAGAGAAGCAGGGAUUCGUUGGAUUACAGCAGCAUUUUCAGUUCGAUAUUUGGAUGUACAUGUUUAGGAUUUAGCUAUAAUGUCGACAGCAAAUUUGUUUCUGAAAGCAUGUUUAAUAAUGGACCAGCGAAUAAAAUUUAAAUGGUGGCUGAAUUAUUUAUUGUUUACCCUCCUUUUUGGUGUUUCUUUUGGAGAAGUCCGUUAUGUUCUUCCAGAGGAGAUGCAGCGGGGGUCGGUUAUCGGGAACGUUGCUCGGGAUCUGGGGCUGCGAGUGACGGAGCUUGCUGCUCGUCGCGCCCGGGUUGUUGCAGAGGGAACAAGCCAGCUGUGUGAACUGGACACUGCGUCAGGCAGUCUUUUGAUCAGCCAACGGAUAGACCGAGAGGAGCUUUGCGCGCAAGCAACUGUCUGCAUCUUACAGUAUCAGCUCUUACUUGAGGAUCCCCUUCAAGCAUACAGCUUAGUUUUGGAUAUUGCAGAUAUAAAUGACAACAGCCCAGUUUUUGCUGCAGGAGAGAUAAACCUAGAUUUAGUGGAAUCUACAGUUCUAGGGAGGCGCUUUCCGUUGGAGAGCGCGCAUGACCCCGAUUUGGGCAUCAACUCUGUCCGUGAAUAUAAACUGAGCCCGAAUGAUCAUUUUGCACUGGAAAUGAGUUCUCAAAUAAAUGGCAAUGCUUAUCCGGAGCUAGUCCUUAAAAAGGCCUUGGACCGGGAGGCACAGGCUGAACAUGUACUGAAAAUCAAUGGAAUUGACGGGGGAAAUCCGGUCAGAUCAGGAACUGCUUCUAUCCACAUCCGUGUUUUGGACGCCAAUGAUAAUGUCCCAGUUUUUAGCCAACGAGUUUACAAAGCUUCUGUACCAGAGAACUCGGCCGUAGGGACUGUCAUAGCAAAACUGAAUGCCACGGACUUAGAUGAAGGUGUUUAUGGAGAGAUAACGUACUCUUUCAGUCACCUGUCAGACAAGAUUGGAGGAGUUAUUGAAAUGAACCCUCAGAGUGGAGAAGUACGGGUGACAGGGCUCAUUGACUAUGAAGAGGCUAGUACGCACGAGCUGGAUGUUCAGGCUAAAGAUGGCGGCGGUCAGGCCUCUCACUGUAAACUUAUAAUUGAUGUAAUUGAUGUAAAUGAUAAUAAACCCGUGAUAGAAAUAAAGUCGGCCUCUGCUAACGUAGCUGAAGACUCUAAGCCAGGAACUAUGGUUGCUCUGAUUAACAUUUAUGACCUGGACACUGGAAGCAGUGGGCGUGUCACGUGCACAAUCUCAGACAAUGUUCAAUUUAAAUUUGUAUCAGAGGUGAAAAACUACUACAUGUUAGUUACUGACGGAUUAUUAGACAGAGAACUUCAACCAGAGUACAACAUCACAAUCACGGCCACUGAUGCGGGCUCUCCCUCACUCUCCAGCGUAAAAGUUCUAACAAUCGUGGUUAAUGAUAUAAAUGAUAAUCCCCCGACUUUUACACAGAGCGAGUACAAUGCCAACAUUUUGGAAAACCAACCAAUUGGCACGUUUGUGAUGAAAGUGAAAGCAGAGGACACUGACGAUGGAUCUAAUGCUAGAAUACUGUACCAAAUAUCAAAGGACUCAAAUUCUGAAGCGUCCUCUUUUCUCACCAUCAACUCAGAAACAGGGCAGCUCUUCACAUUACGUCGUUUUGAUUAUGAACAGUCAGUUCACUUCCAAAUUAAGGUGAUAGCUCGAGAUGGAGGCGACCCUCCACGCUCCACCACCUGUACCAUAAACGUUUUUAUUAAGGACCAAAACGAUAAUACACCUGUUGUCCUAUAUCCUGUCCAAACCACCGGGUUCAUUGCUGAAGAUAUGGUGCCAGUAGAAGCACCUAGAGGGUACCUGGUUACUAAAGUGGUAGCUGUGGACGCAGACUCUGGCCAUAACGCCUGGCUUUCUUAUAGAAUAAUCAAAGCAACGCGACCUAAUCUGUUUACGGUAGGCCUGCACACAGGGGAAAUCAGAACAGCGCGAGCUUUCAUGGAGGACGAUGAACCGAAACAAACUGUUGUCGUUUUAGUAACGGAUAACGGGUCGGAAUCUCUCUCCGCCACUGCUACUGUCAGUAUAGUAAUUGGUGACGGUCUGCCUGUUUUAAACGAACUUUUUGAGUUCACUGAUGAAUCACAGGGCAACGAUAAUUUAACGCUCUAUUUGAUUAUCGCUCUCUCAACCGUUUCCUCCCUUUUCAUCAUUUUAAUCAGCGCAGUGUUUUAUUUUAAGCUCUGCCGGCGUGGUUAUGUUUACCGUUCGACCACCGCCAGUCUCCCCGUUUUCCCCACGACCUACUGCCCCCCCAGCUUUACAGAUUUAAGUCGUUGUGGGACCCUCCUGAAAGAUGACCGGUAUGAUUCCUUCCUGACCACUGGGUCGUGGAGAGGUGAUUUUCGCUUUGGCUCAAGCACAGACACUGACACACUGAAGAAAAGAAGUGCAGCCUAUCAAAAAAACACCUUAAGGCGCACUAGUACAGACAGAGCUAGUCUGAAGGUGAGGGCAGGUGCACCGCAUCCUUGCUUCGUGGUCAAGUGAGACUCGGCCAUAACAUAUUGUAAAUAUGUGGUGGAAUAAUAAUAAUAAUAAUCCAUUUGCAAUGAAUUCAGUUAGGACCUUCUGACUGUCAAAUAUAUUAUGAUUCCACUCAUUUUCUCAUGGUUAUUUAGAAUUACAAGGAAAAUCCAAUACUGUUGUUGAGUUUAAAGCAUCAAGAUUUUUCAUGGAUAUGUUAUUAGUUCAUCAAAACGUUUUGUAAUUGUAUUGAAGAUUUGCAUAUAACCUCAACCGUGCUCCCACGCCCAUCCCCCACCCCGGCCCAAUUUUGAACACAGAAAGCAAUCUUAAGGUUGUACAUAAUCUAUAUUCUGGAAUAUUUUCUAAAAUAGUAUCACAUGAGCAUAAAUAAAUAAAUGAUUCUAUCUGCAUUUUUUUUAGCAGGCAGUUGUUUGUGGUAACUUAUGUCAGGCUUGUUUUAUUUGCCUGCCUGUCUGUCACUAGUUAGUAGCCUCUAUGUGACUUUCUCUCUCUUUUCAGCACGUUUAGUUUUCUCUGAUUUAUUAUCUGUAAAUGUGUAUUGUUCUCAUACCUUAACUAACUAACAUCAGGACAUGAAGUGUUUAUGAAAAACAUACAGCAUGAGUAAUAUCUGUUUUCUUUAAAAGUUCAAACAUAAAUAUUGGAUUGUCAGUUGAGAAGAGGAAUCUAAUCACUUAAAUGAUUACAUAAAUCUGAUGUGUGUCAUUUCCUGCACUUAAAAUGCACAGUAGACCUCUCUGAAUAUGUCCUCUGAGAGUGAUAUAUUUGAGGGAAUAUAGUCCUCACUGUUAUAUUUUGCUUUGUCUGUUGGUGUAGUUAUUUUUGCCUCUUUGUGUGUGUGUUUUUUUUAAUUGUAGUCAAUUUAUUUUACUUGGAAUACACUACAGCCAAGAUGAUGCUAUGUUAUGUUUUCACAAAACAACACAUGAUUUGUUUUAUCACAUAGGCCAAAACAAAACAAAACAAAAAAGAUUGUGCUACAUGUCAUGAAUUGAACAAUAUGUGAUCAGACUGUAUGUAUUUGAUAAAAAAAUAAACUUGAAGAGAAGA
Lates calcarifer (barramundi perch) is the source of this 4943-nucleotide messenger RNA. Its product is annotated as protocadherin gamma-A2-like. Gene Ontology annotation, molecular function: calcium ion binding. Gene Ontology annotation, biological process: homophilic cell-cell adhesion. Bases 1428 to 3893 code for a protein of 821 amino acids. Gene Ontology annotation, cellular component: plasma membrane. The transcript has a single exon. NCBI's taxonomy places the organism in Eukaryota, Metazoa, Chordata, Actinopteri, Centropomidae. The record is from RefSeq and is a predicted model, not a curated record.